This is a messenger RNA of Colletotrichum lupini, 3450 nucleotides long. RefSeq lists its product as uncharacterized. The transcript is spliced from 18 exons. Lineage: Eukaryota; Fungi; Ascomycota; Sordariomycetes; Glomerellales; Glomerellaceae. The record is from RefSeq and is a predicted model, not a curated record. The coding region runs from base 1 to 3450 and encodes 1149 amino acids. Gene Ontology annotation, molecular function: oxidoreductase activity; FAD binding.
AUGCGGUUGCUCGCUCGAGGUAUCCUGGCCUAUUUCACGAUUCAAAGAGCCACCGAAAUCAAGGGUCAAGCCAGUCAAGAGCUGCUGGCUGUUCUUCUUUUACAAAGCAUACUUCCGAUGUUCUCCGGAGUCUUCCGUGUUGACUCGGACGGAGGCUGUGCCUUCUCAGCCAAUCAGAUCUUACCACCGGCCGUUGCAGCGGGAUCCACCCCGGGGCUCCCAUCCCCGGACUUUGUUCUUGGAAACGGAGGAAAGAGGGCUGUACAUAUCCUCGAUCUUGUGUCACCCGCGACCUUCCGGAAGAACUCCUUCCUGCCCUACCAGCAACCACAGACCAUCCUCCUCCUCCUCGCCAUGCAGCUGUCACUUCUCCUCGCUGCGUUUUCUGCGCAGGCAGUCCUUGCCGCACCUCGGAUCAAAAGAGACGCCCUCAAAUCAUGUGUGGAGGAGGUCUUUGGAGGGAACGCGGCUCUGCGCAUCGUGACACCGACUGAUCCUACAUACCACGAUGCGAGAAUCGGAGAGGCCAUCCAGUUUACACAGAUGCCAGUGUUGAUUGCUUACGCAGAAGAGCCAUAUGAAGUUGCACCCUUGAUCCAAUGCGCAAAGACGAGUGGCAUCAAAGCAGUCCCCAGAACCGGUGGUCACCACUUCCUCGGGUACUCCGCCCUCCAAGAUGCCCUCGUCAUCGACAUCACCCACAUCGACUACGUCAACAUCGCAGCAGACAAAAAGACCGCCACCGUCGGCGCCGGCAUCCGCUUCGGCGCCCUCUACACGGCCCUCGGCCAGCAAGGCCUCGACUGGACGGGCGGCAUCUGCCCCACAGUCGGCAUCUCGGGCUUCCUCUCCGCGGGCGGCUUCAACAUGCAGAUGCGCCAAAACGGCCUCGGCGUCGACAACGUCGAGUCCGCAAAGGUAGUCACCUCGGACGGCUGCAUCGUAACGGCCUCCCGCGACGAAAACGCCGACCUCUUCUUCGCCAUCCGCGGCGGCGGCGGCGGAUCCUACGGCAUCGUCAUCGAGUGGACGCUGCGCAUGUACGAGUUCCCCCGGUCCGCCAUGGUGUACCUGCAGUGGAACGGCUCCGACACGCGGUUCGAUAUCGCAAAGACGUUCCAUGAGUGGGCGCCCCGCGCGGACAGCGCCCUCAGCUCGCAGGUGAACUUGUACAAGAACCGCACCGACGUGAUCGGGUGGUGCUACGGCUGCACUCUCGACAAGCUGCAGGGCAUGGUGAACGCCUCCGGGCUCCUGGGUAUCGGCAAACCGGCGGCGUACAUCUCGGGCGGGUGCAACACCAUCAACGCCCGCCUCUUCGGCUACGGCGUCAACGAGUGCGGCGCCGACGAGGCCGUUGCGCAAGUCGCGCCCUUUGUCGUCAACACGAUCCAGCAGCCGUUCGUCCAGAUCCCGGGUUACGCAAACUUCACUUACAACGAGACGACAAAAGCGCCCGAGCUACCCCCCGCGCAGCCCUGGGCGCGCUUCAUCCGCCUGUCGAAAUCCUUCAUGGUCCAAAAGGAUAAGCUGCUCACUGACGAGACGAUGAAGAACGCCAUCUCGCGGAUCGACGAGCUCGACGACGCGGCGCAGGGGUGGAUCGAGUGGCACGCGUGGAACAUUUCGGUCGCGGGCGAUGCGGCGUUUGCGUGGCGCGAGCAGGCGUAUUCGCACAUGGAGUUCAUCGUGUCCAGCUCCGCGGAUGAGAAGGUCCAUGCUGGCUAUGUGAAGUGGUUCAAGAGCCUGGAGGAUUACCUUCGUCCUCUUGUUGGAAUGGCGAGUUACUCGGGCUACAUGGAUGACACGAUUUCCACCCCUCCGCUUGAUUCGUACUACGGCGCCAAUGUCGCAAAGCUGUCUCAAAUCAAGUCCAAGUACGAUCCCCAGGGCUUCUUCGCGAAUCCUCUGAGUAUCAGAGCUCUCUACCCAAACCAAACGGUGACCGGAGACAGCUCGUGCUUGAUGACAAGCUGUAAUCCGGCUGUGGAGCGAGAUUCCGUCGAUGGAAAUAUAACCCACCCGAUUGGGUCCCAAACAUCAGAUGAGUUGAACAAGCUCUCUUACCGAGGCCGUAUCCCGCGCGGGGUCGACCGUGCAAUAAACAUAAGCACCAUGAAUACCACAUUUGACCGAGGAGCGCCAAGACCUGAUGAAUUGAGCGAUGCGGGUUCUCUCUUACGCAUUAUCUCGUUCUGUCCGAAAGCGUCCAUGAUAGAAGAGAAGUUGAGUCACCUUUGGACUUCAUGCUGCCUGCAUGUCUUUUCCUCAUCUAGAACCCGGUCGAGAAUCUUUACAGUGAGCAAACUGCUUCAGUCUCAUCCUCAAAACUCACAUCUUCUUCUGGCGAUGUCUCCCACUGACCAGAGACCAAGGCAACCCCAAACCAUAAUCUGGCUCAAGACCUCAGACCAGUCCUUUGCAAUCCACAAGUCCCUCCUAGUAGAGUCCUCAAAAUACUUCCAACGCUGCCUCGACGGACCCUUCGCCGAAUCCCACACAAACACAAUCGACCUCAACGACACCGACGACAACGCAGACGGAAACGACGGCGAAGUCAACGUCAGCAUCAGCCCGCUGACCCUAGGCACCUACGUGAAACUAUGCUACUUCACCCGCCUCACGGCCCAGCGCGUCAAACGCUGCCGCCGCAACGCGGCGGACCGCCCGGGCGAGGACGCCGUCUACUACGAGGUCUCCCCCUUCUCCCUGAAACCCUGCGACAUGCACACCCCGCACGACCUGACGGAGCUCGUCGACAUGUGGUCCCUCUGCGACCGCUUCCACGACGACCUGCUCCUGGGGAAAGUGUCCACCGCCAUCCGCGAGACGCUCGACGUCGGGGCCGCGAAGCUCGGCGGCAGCUGCGGCGGCGGCGGCGGAGGCGGUGAUGCACAGCAGCAACACGGCGCCGAGUGGUGGGUCUUCAACUUCGCCAACGGCUACGUCGCGCUGGCGAGCCUUCACCGGAGGAGAGACGACGACGUCGAGGGGUUGAUGGAGAGGUUGCGGGAUCUGUUUGUGCAAAACUGUUCGCCGGCUUCGUGGGAGAGGCUCGCGGGCCAGUUGCCUAGCGAGUUCGUGGUUGCGGCGUCGAUUGCGUUCCAGGCCAAGAUGGCGACGUUGAUGCCGCACGAGGCGGCGAUUGCAAGGGUCAAUGGGGCGAGUCUGUGUUAUGAGUGUAAGACUAGGCAGAAGAGGAAUUCCUUCAGACCUGCCAUGAGGGCUAUUAUUGAGUUGAUGUGGAUUCCCUUACACUAUGAAGACCAGAUUACCCUUGGUGGUCUACGAUCCUCGUGGUUCCCUCCAUCCUGUAUCUUGGACAAAGACAAUAGACAGAAUCGCUGGCUGUAUGAGUACUCCUCAUGGCUGAAAAUCACUAUGAUCACCUGCUUGGAUGACGAGGAGCUUCAACUGAUCAACGUCUACGAGAUCCCUCAAUCACCGUGA